UCCUCACACCAGUUGACGGUUAUUAUUAUUAUUAUUGUAAAUUUUCGGACGGCAACGUUUUUACAAAUGCGAUUUGAGAACUACCAUUGUGCAUAACAUGAAUUUAUCGCUCGUGACAAACGCCAGUGCCAACACCACGUUGCAGUUGGACGACUACGAUUAUAGCUACGAGAACAGGCCUGAGACUUAUAUCGUGCCCGUUCUGUUUGCCCUUAUUUUCGUCAUCGGCACCAUCGGAAACGGCACGCUGGUUAUGAUUUUUGUACGGCACAAACACAUGAGAAAUGUGCCCAACAUGUACAUCCUGAGCUUAGCCCUUGGCGACCUGCUGGUGAUUGCCACCAGCGUUCCGUUCACUUCCACUGUUUAUACGGUGCCGUCUUGGCCGUACGGUCUGGUCGUCUGCAAGCUUUCCGAGGUGGCCAAGGACGUGUCCACCGGUGUGUCGGUGUUCACACUGACCGCGCUGAGUGCCGACCGUUACUUCGCCAUCGUCAAUCCGAUGCGCAAACUACACGCUUCGAUGGGCGGUCGAUUUGCCACCAGGUUCACCGUGACCGUGGCCGUGGCCAUCUGGGCGCUGGCAAUAGCGUGCGCCACGCCGGAUGCCGUGUUCUCGUACAUCCGACAAUUCCGGGUGCACAACGUCACCCUGUUCGAGGCCUGUUACCCGUACCCGGAAGAACUGGGCCCCGUGUACCCUAGGGUAAUGGUGCUGGUCAAGUUCCUGGUCUAUUACGCCGUGCCGCUCACCGUGAUCGCAUGUUUCUACAUCAUGAUCGCCCGUCACCUGGUGAAGACCACAAAGAACAUGCCCGGCGAACUUCAGGGCCAAAUGCGUCAAGUGCGCGCCCGGAAAAAAGUGGCCAAAACCGUGUUGGCGUUUGCCUGGAUGUUCGCCAUUUGCUUUUUGCCCCAUCACGUUUUCAUGCUUUGGUUUUACAACAACCCCGGGUCGGCCGAGGAGUACAACACCUUCUGGCACGUGCUGCGCAUUGUGGGCUUCUGCAUGGGCUUCUUCAACUCCUGUAUCAAUCCCAUCGCGCUGUACAUAGUAAGUCACACGUUUCGCAAACAUUUCGACAAAUUACUGUUUUGGUGGUGGUGCCCGAUGCCCUCGAAGAGCACGGCGAUGGAGUCCAACGUUUUCGCCAGCAAAAAAAACGGAGCCCAAGGCCGAGAAUUGAAAGCCACCGAGUCGUCCACCAUAGCAGCGGUGCACAUGAUAACGCUGAAGAAAACCGAUGCUGUGAUUUACACGGUCAACGACAACGGUGGCAAUCCAGCAACCACAACCAUAUGACUGUGAAAACUUUGUGAUUAGAUCCAACGCAUUGGCCAUGUACAUUUUGUGUUUUUCCAAAAUUCAUAUUUAUAUACAGAAGGAUUUAUUAAUGGCAGGAGACCUAACCUAACCUAACCUAA
Messenger RNA from Adelges cooleyi (spruce gall adelgid), 1425 nucleotides. Its product is annotated as neuropeptide CCHamide-1 receptor-like. Gene Ontology annotation, biological process: G protein-coupled receptor signaling pathway. The record is from RefSeq and is a predicted model, not a curated record. Gene Ontology annotation, cellular component: membrane. NCBI's taxonomy places the organism in Eukaryota, Metazoa, Arthropoda, Insecta, Hemiptera, Adelgidae. The coding region runs from base 98 to 1303 and encodes 401 amino acids. The transcript is spliced from 4 exons. Gene Ontology annotation, molecular function: G protein-coupled peptide receptor activity.